GCAUAAACAGAUCAACGCCUACAUUAUCGUCGACACUGCUUAGGCCCGCCCACCGGUCUUGCCGUUAGAGUAGAGCGGUGAGAUUAUUUUUGGAGAAACAGGAGGUGUUACGAUGGCCACGAAGAUAUCAAGAUACUGUGCAGUGCCAGGUUGUGGGAAACUAGAUUUCUUGCAUUUGCUUCGCAAGGAUACCAAUAUUAAGAAAGAAUGGCUGACGUUUAUUUUUAAUGAAGUCCUGGAUCACGUCGGUAAGAAUAUGUUUGUUUGCUUGCUUCAUUUUACCGAUGAUUCUUUCACAAACAAGACACAGUUCAAAGCAGGCUUUGCAGAGAGACUUAAGUUAAAAGCUGAUGCAGUGCCAACUAUAUUGGACCCGACAGGGAUGUCGCAACAAACAAGUGUGGUGUGAUGGCUGCCCAGGUGGAGGUUGAUGCUAGGCGGUCAAGCGUGGUUGGGGGUCGGCUGCACCUCAGCCCUCUCAUAGACUCUAGCAACAAGAGCUUGUUGGAGGCUUCUGGUGGACCCCAGGGAACCCUUAUUAUACCCUCAGAACCUUGCAAGCCUAUCCCUGGUCCCAAGCCCAGACUUACCCCAAAACCUUUUGCUGUGGAGAAAAAUCCUACUAUACGACCCAUUCUAGCUCCUAAACCACAGCCAAAACCUAGAUCUGAAUCCACUCGGCCAGCCUCCUACAAGCCAGACCCACCCAGCACAUCUAAACCGCAGCCACCAGGUAAACCAAUCACAAAUCAAAAUCGGCCUGCAUCCACUGCCUUUAAAACAAGCCCUAAGCCCAGUACAGGUCAAACAAACAAACCAGUGGCACAGUCCUUCAAAACAGCAUCUACCAUUGCCUCCAAAGAUUCCAACAAAUCUACAACGUCCCAAACUAGGGAUGUACUGCGAAGAACAAGUUUUGGAGUCACUCCAGCUAGACCCAGGAUUGAUGUUCAUGCCUCCACUCCAGGUGUGGAAUGGCCUUUUGCUUCACGGAAUAAACAACUUGGAACUUCAAUUACUCGUGCUAAAUCAACGGGCUUCCUAGCAGAGGUUGGACUGAAUUAUGAGGAUAGUAAAGAGGAUACUGGUGCCAAGGAGGACUCUUCUCCUACUGUUUUUCGGCCCCAAUCUAAAGGUUUAAAACCCAGACCAGUGUCAGCUGUGUUUCUCUCAAAUCCCUCUCAGUCUGAGCCUCAGGUGGAAACCCCUUCACCUGCCCCUCGUUGGGCAGAAAGGCGACCACUUUCCUCUGACCUUACCUCAAAGUUUGCAUCAAUUGGGCUGUCCCUACACCGGCGACCUGCUAAAGAGGACAGCAAAGAAAACACUACAGAAACACCAGAGGGUGUUGGUGCUGUGACUCAAAGGGAAAAAGAAAAUGGUGCUGAAAAGGCAGAAGGGCUGAAUAAGCCCCCUGAGAAAAUGAGUCAAAAGAUGGAGUCAAAUGAUGAGGACUCUAAACCUGAGGAUAAAGGAGGAGGUAGUAUAAAGAGGCGCAUCAGCCUGCUCUUGGACUCCUCUUCCUUGCCCUUCUCAGUGGCACAUGUGGAUACUCAAGUGACUGAGCCUCGUUCACCAUUGUUGUCAGUCUCUGACACUGACGGAGCUGUGGGGGUGAAACAGCGAAUCAAAGAACUGACCGAAGAAAUACCUACUACACCAUCACCGCCCCAGAAACCACAAUUUAAGCCACACAACCUAGUGCCUGACCGUAUUAUAAGAGUCGAGGUAGAGCACGACAGCCUUAUUUCCAGUGAGUCCAAAGAUUCCGAGGAGGUUGAGGACGAUCUCAGCAAAAAGUUCGAAGGACAGUUCAACAAACAGGAGGACUGGAAGACAUCAUCCCUGGGUGUUAAGGACUUGCCUGCCCACUCCACUUUUGAUAGAGUGCAAACGGUACGAGCUGCUAUGUUUGAACAUGUGGUGGAGAGGCAUAGUGUUCAAGUGAUGGAGGAUAGUGCCUCUCAAGGCCGAGGAACACAGCAGGAAAGCACAGUUAAACCCAUGCCCAGACGGAACCACUAUUUGGAUAUUCGGGACAACACCUUUAAAGCUCUGGAAGUUUCUGAUCCUGGUAGUUUGGUCAAAGCAACCUAUAGAGGGCAAUUUUCUCCUUCCAGUCCUGUACGUGUGGAGCAUGUCUUUGACACUGUGGCUUUGUUUGGAGAAAGCCGUGCUGUUAGUGAAAUUUUACCAACUGCACAGCUUGAGGACAGAGCACUCACUCUGCGUUCACAGCGAUCAGCUCCUAAAGGGGAAGUGAAUAGCCCUUCUCCCAAAAUGAUUAACUUGAUAAAGGAUGAAGAGAGUACAUCUGCUGCCUCUCCGAUGGAGCCAGGCAUUCCUUGUUACCUCAGAGUGGGGGCUUUACAGAAAUGGACCGUCACAGAGGUUGACCAAGAGAAGGAAGCUGAGAGGGAACGACAGAGAGAGAUGGUGAGAAAGAUGGAAGAAGAAAUACAAAGGCAGAUGGAAUUGCACAUGUCUGCGGCAGCAGCAUUGGAGGAAGAGGAAGAAGAGAGCGAAGCAGAAUUGAAGAAACAGAUAGAAGCACAAAGAGAGAGGGAGAGGGAACUAGAGGACGGUGCAGCACCCAAGCGGCCUAAGAUGCUUGACUCUGAAGAGCAAAUGAACAAACCUAGAGCCACAUACUUUGCUCUGACUGGUCAGAUUCAAGAGCCUGUGCACCAAAGUGAGAGAUUGGAUGAGGCUGUGAUUUUUGAGCGAGGUAAACGAAGAAUCAUGGAUGGAGAGGACAGAAGAAUAAAGGAGUUGCCAUUUGAUGAAUUCUCUGUUAGCACAAGGCAGUGGAGUCCUCAAGAUCCAAUAGCUCCAUUCAAAAGAAAUCCUUCAUUAGAUGCUGCCAUGCAGAGUGAUUUGCAAGAAGAACUACAUAUAAAUGACACUGGACAGAGGAUAGAUCACAGAUUGCAAGAAAGGGAACAAAAGAAAGCAAUCAGGGAGGAGAUGGAAAUAGUGAGACAAAGACUAGAGGAUGAAAAAAUGAAAGAAUUGGAAAGGCAGUGUGAAAUGAAGAAACAGCGAGACUUGGAGAUCAAGAAACAAAAGGAAAUUGAGAGAGAGAAGAGAAAAGAAAUGGAGAUACUGAAAGAAAGACAGAAGCAGUUGGAAAGACAAAGAGACCAAGAGAGAGAGAGACAGAGAGAGCUGGAGAGACAAAGAGAAAUUGAAAGACAGAAGCAAAGAGAAAAGGAACAACAGAAACAAAUAGAAUAUGAGAGAAUUAAGUCUGCAGAAAAAGAGCUUGAGAAGCAGAGAGAGUUUGAGAGGCAACGGCAAAAAGAGUUUGAGCGAGAGAAAGAGAGAAUGCUUGACCAGGAGAGGCUUAGGCUUAGGGAAUUUGAAAAACAGAAAGAGAUGGAGAAAGAGAGAGAGAGAGUGCUGGAGUUGGAGAGACAGAGAGAAGUUGAGAGACAAAAACAGAGAGAACUGGAAAGACAAAGAGAGAUGGAGAGGCAGAAAGAGUUAGAAAGACAGAGGAAAUUGGAGAGGCAACGAGAGCUGGAGAAACAGAAAGACCUGGAGAAGGAAAGACAGAGACUGUUGGAAAGGCAGAGAGAACUGGACGGGCAAAGGGAGCUUGAGAGGCAGCGAGACCUGGAGAGACAACAGGAGAUUGAAAGACAGAGGGAGUUGGAUAAGCAAAAAGAACUUGAAAGACAGAAACAAAGAGAGCUGGAAAUUGAGAGAUGGAAUCGUCAGAAACUAGAGAAGAGGGAGAACAGGAGAGAGCAGGAGGAACUUGAGAGGAUAAAGGAGCUUGAGAGAAGACAGCUUCUUGAUUUUGAGCUCCACAGACAGCGAGAAAGACAAAUCCAGCAAGAGCAAGCGAAACGAGGUAAGAAUAAAAAGGAACCGGAGGAGGAGAGACAUCAGCAGCCUGAACGAGAAAGAGGAGCAGAACGACAGCAAAUGGAGGCAGAGCAAGAGAAGAGAACACCUACGUCUCCACUUCGGCCCAAAGUUCUAGAUCUGGACGCUGUCUCUCUGGGUGUUUGGACUGGACGAGACAGCCACAAGAAUAGCCCCACAGCCCGAUGGAAACAGCCCUCACUUCAUAUUGAUGAGCCUUACAAACCAGCCAUCUUAGAUAUUGACUUGUUCAUGAGUCAGACACAACCCGAUACCUUCCCUUUAACAGGCUUUGGAGGUUUAGAGUCAGGAGGUGUUGGCUCAAUGAUGCAAGUUCGUUCACAUGCCAUACAGCAGAAUCGUCUCCAGCCCCACCCAGCACCUCAAGCUCAGUCUUCUUCUCCAGGAGAACGAGUGAGAACUCAACUCCCACCACCUCUGCAACCUCAAAUUCUGCACCAUGCCCAGCCUCACUCGCUGCCUCUUGCUACACAAAAAUCUAAACCACAAACUCACUCAUUGAUUGAGACCUCCGAUUUCGCCUUUGGGGCUCGGCAGCCCAGCUCAGCUUUGACUCAUACUCAAACUGAUGUUUGGAGACAGACUCAAGUAGAGUUGGCUGUAGAUGAGCCUCUUUGGGUGUCAGCCAUAGAGGGAUCCAGAAGGCCCAUUAGCACCAGACCCUCGAACUUUGAGCAACAGCUCUUGCAGCAAGAAGAAAGAGGAACCAUUUUGACGUCAAAUGCAACCUCUACCACAUCUCUCAUUUUUACUCCUGUACAGAAUCCCUCUCUUGCGCCACCUAUGGUUCCCAUUCAAAACCCAACGCUGGUUGUACCACCAAGUCUUGGACCUCCUGUAGCCCUUAUCCUGACCUCAGAAAGAGGCUGGACCUCAUUGCCUUUCAGUGGAGAGUCCAGUGUGGGUUUGUUCCCUUCUCCUGAAACACCAUUAGCUAAGAAAGAGUCUUCAGUACCCAGUAGUCAAGUAGCUACCUCCUCUGUCACUGAUUCUAUAUGGAGCCCAAACUGGGAGCUGGCAUCCCAGGGACAGAGAGAGAACCGUGCACCACACAGUGACAAAGGACAACAGAAACUGCGUUCAAGGAGUAUGUGUCGAAGGUCUGCCCCCACAGAAAGUUCUGCUGAUGCCCCACUUGUCCACGUGAGAACCCGCAGAAGUCGCAGUGCACACAGAGAAAGAGGUGGAGAGAGCUCAGAGCUGGUAAAGCAGUGUGUUAGUGGACAUGAGGAGAAUAAAGACACAGACAAUCUGGUGCAAGAGACAGACAGCCAGUAUGGCACAUGGGAGACGGGACUUCGCACAGAUGACAGCCUCACUCCAGCUACACCUCCAUCAGAGUGCAACCUCACCCCAAUUCCACAGAAACCCACUCCACUUCACACGUCAGAACAACCCCUUCUCAUUGACACACCCGAUGGCUCGACACCCUGUCCUCACGAGCAGAUGGACCUAGCCCCUUUCCCAGAGAUGCCCACUACACUAUUAGACUCUAGUGCACUACGGUCCAGGGUUCAGUUAAACAAGAAGACUCGCAGAGCCCUGCCCUCUCGAGCCGCCCGUCACAGUGCCCUCUUAUCACAAGUACCUGAGGGAAGUGGAGUAGGAACUGAUAAGUGGCGCUGCAGGGACUCGACAGUGGAGAAGGCUGAUUCUUUUAAGCAAGAGGAGGAAUCGGACUCUGAGGAGCAGGCCAAGGGAACCGAGAACAGUACCUCCUCUAUAUACUCUCAGCCUCAGAGGGUGGCUCUCUUUCCUGGCAUGGACCCUUCUGUCUUAAAGGCCCAGCUAAAGAAAAGAGGAGAGUCAGACAAUCAGACAGACAACCCCUCACCCUCUCAGUCCUCCCGCGCACCCAAAUCUCCAUUCUUGCCUCGAGCUGCUCGUGUGUUGCCCCCUGCUGGUGGCAAGGAGAAUCGAGAAGAGUCCUCACCUCAGUGGCUGCAAGAACUAAAGACUAAGAAACGAUUGAGUCAGUAUGAAACCGAUAGUACAGCCUGAGCAAGCAGGAUGCCUUAUAACUGCAGUAUCUGUAGCUGUAGCACGUGACAGAAGCCUUAACCUUUGACCUGGAGUUGACGGGAAUCUGCUGCUGCUGACUAAGUCAUUAAGUUUUUUUUGUUUUUGUUUCUUUGUCGAGUUGUGUACAUGUGCAUGGUGCCUUUCUAAAAGAUUUCUGGCUAACAAACAGGGCAAAGCAGAGAUCUCUGUGUGUAAGUGUGUCCAUGUGUAUGUGUUGGAUUAUUAAGUCUUAAGCCCUUUUUCAUAUGAGAUAAUUCUUUUUGCAUAGAGCCACUUUAACCUCUAGUGAGCAAGAGAUCAGAAUUUUGGUGGAACUGACAGUUGUAGGUUGGACCACACACACACACUGCAAAAAUGUUUUCUUAAUCAGUAAUUUUGUCUUCCAGUAAAAAUAUCUAAACAUCAUUGAAACAAUUUACAUUUCUCAUGAGAAGCAAAAGUGCAUAGGAAGUUGCAACUUGAUUUCAGAUAAUAUAUCUUUUUUUUUUUUUUUCAUUUAGUGAGCCUUAUGCUUAACAAAAUCUUACACAGUUUUGCACAAGUGAGUAUAUCUUGUCUUAAAGAUGUAUAGAUAUUUUUACUGGAAAACAAGACAAAAAAAAAAGAAAAAAACUAGAUAAGAAAAUUAUUUUCUUUGCAGUUCACCUACAGUAACCUGAAGUGCUUCAUAUAACUGUAGUAUGUGCCGGUUAUUGUUUUGGUUUAUUUUUAUACUUUAUCUUUUCAUGUAAGUACAGCUUUCAUUUGUUUUUUGUUUAAUUCCCAUUGUUUUUGUUCAGUUGAUACUUAUAGGCAUCAGUUGCACUGCAUUUUCAUAGUCAUCAUGAUUUAUUUCUCGACUGUUAUAGUCAACAAAUCAGUGUUGAGCUAGCUGUAAAACAGACUGUAUAGAAAGUGUAUUUAGUUAUGAAAAUUGUUAAUGCAAUCACAAUGUUAUAUUUGUAUUAAUGAUGGUUUGAAAGAGUCAUUGUCGUGGAAAAUGUUAUAUGUUUAAUAAUCAACAUGAACGAUCACACAAGUCUUGGACUCAGAUUGUUCUUCAUUUAAGAAGAACUGAAGUCCUAUGAGAGUAUGUGUGUUAUUUUGUGAAUGUAAGGUUAGGAUUGGAUUUUCCAGUUUGGAUGGACCACUGAAUGCAUGUAGUUUAUGAUUUGUCUCUACCCAUAGAUUCAGAUUUGGGGCUCUCCACAUUCAAAGGACUGUGUGCUGUUUCAGUCUAAUUGGAUGUCUGUUUCACAAUUUGUUUAGCUUUUGGUAUUCCAUUACGUUCUUGUUUGAAUGAGCAUGCCAUAAUAACAUCAUGAUUGAAAACAAUUCCAGCGCAUGUACAAUCAAUCAUUUCUAUUAUUUCACUUUAUAUUCUUAUUUUUCAUCCCAAGACUUUUCUUGCUUUAAUUAUGGGCCAAAAUUGAAUGGUAAAAAAUUGCACAAUCAAAAUGAAUCUGUCCUACUGACCAAUUCUCCUCUUCCCUACAAUGUCUGUAAUAAUGAAUGAAUAUGCAAAGGGAAAAUGUUUCAUUUGUGUCCCUCACUCUUAGUCACACACACAGUGUAUCUUGAAGCUUGUUCUGUUUUAUUUACUAGUUCAGGGGAAUUUUACUAUAAGUACUAUAAGCAUUGUUCAAAUGACACUGCACAUUUGUUGUCACCAUAUUUUUUUUCAAACGCAGGGCCAUGGUGCCACUUCCACCUAAAGUUCCUUCAACAAGCACUUUUCACCUGUUAACAAACAGCUGUGCUGACCAAUAGUCAAUCUUUUUAAUGCACGAGUCCUCACCUGUGAUGUCAAUGUUGUGAUGUUGGUAUGCUAAAGGUAUGCGAGUAAUGUGUCCUAUGGUUGUUUUAUUUUAUUUUUUCUAAUAUCGGCUUCUUUUCUGUCUGCCUAAAAUUGUUAUAGUCUGUUUAAGGGUAAUUUGUCCAUUUUAUUUUAAAUUUGACUGUAAAGAUGUUUAUUGCACUGUGUUGUAAACCAGUGUCCAAGACUGUAAAUUCAUAAUAAAAUUUACUAUAAAUUGAAAAAAAAAAAA
Messenger RNA from Myxocyprinus asiaticus (Chinese sucker), 7943 nucleotides. RefSeq names its product calponin homology domain-containing protein DDB_G0272472-like. The transcript is spliced from 12 exons. The coding region runs from base 409 to 5895 and encodes 1828 amino acids. Lineage: Eukaryota; Metazoa; Chordata; Actinopteri; Cypriniformes; Catostomidae. The record is from RefSeq and is a predicted model, not a curated record.